This is a messenger RNA of Rosa rugosa (rugosa rose), 1564 nucleotides long. RefSeq lists its product as uncharacterized. Bases 175 to 1266 code for a protein of 363 amino acids. Gene Ontology annotation, molecular function: Hsp90 protein binding. The transcript is spliced from 8 exons. Lineage: Eukaryota; Viridiplantae; Streptophyta; Magnoliopsida; Rosales; Rosaceae. The record is from RefSeq and is a predicted model, not a curated record.
CAUUCUAGUGUAGGGUAAUGUGGUCAUCAUGUCAUGGACUCCAAAAUCUCAGUAUAAACCAAACAAGAAACAGCCCUCUGCCUCCUUUUCUAGCUGAGUUGCAGGUAACACUAACACUAGGUAGCAGAAGAACAAACUAGUAGGGAAGAAGCGAACUCAAGAGAAGGCAAAGCAAUGGCACUAUGGAUGGAGAAAGGCGCCGAACCCCAAACCGAAAGCGAAAAGGCUGACCUUGAUGCCAUCGCCGCCCUCAAAGAAUCUGCUGCUAUUGAACUCAAGGAGAAGGGCAACGAGUUUGUGAAAAAGGGUAAGAAGCAUUACUCGGAUGCCAUAGACUGUUACACCAGGGCAAUCAAUAACCAAGCUUUGAGUGACCCAGAGACGUCUAUUCUGUAUUCGAAUAGAGCCCAUGUCAAUCUUUUGCUUGGUAAUUACAGACGUGCUCUUACUGAUGCUGAGGAAGCAAUUAGGCUCAGUAACACUAAUGUCAAGGCAUUUUACCGAGCUGCGAAAGCGUGUUUGUCAUUGAACUUGUUGGCUGAAUCGAUUUCACAUUGCAAAAAUGGGCUUCAAAUUGACCCCACUAAUGAAGGGCUAGAGAAGCUAUUAGGGCAGGUUGAGUCUAAGAAGAUGGAACUUGAACAGCGCGAGGCUCAAGUCUCCAAAGCUCUUACUGAGGCUAAGGACAUUGUUUCUGCAAUUGAAAAAAGAGGCUUGAAGGUUGGGAAGCCAAUGUAUCAAGAACUUACUGGAUCAAGAAAGCCUGUAUUGGACAAGAAUAGUAUUCUUCAUUGGCCUGUUCUUCUUUUGUAUCCAGAGGUUAUGUCAAGUGACUUUAUCGAGGAUUUCUGUGAGACGGAAAUGUUCUCGGCUCAUCUUGAUAUGAUGUUUUCAGAAAGCGCCCCGCCUUUGCCAUGGGACGAGAAACACAAUUAUACUCGUGAUGCUGUUGAACUAUUCUAUGAAGCUAAAUCAGGAGUUCCACUGUCAAAGACGAAGAUUCUUCGUUGUCUCCUAGAGGGAACUCCAGCAUCCAAUCUGGAAAGCGUGGUUGAGGAAAAAGAUGCAACUGAAAAUUCUAAUUUUGGCAGCUCAGCAGGCAAAGGUUCCUCUAGAUGGGUCAAAGUAAAUGAGAAAAGAACCCUUUAUGAUAUUCUGAAAGAAGCUAAUUUCAUUAUUCAAGGGAUCCCAGUGUUCGCUGUUGUUUCUAAAAAAUCCAGCUUCUACAAAGAGUUCAAAGCCGGGGGCUGGGCUCUUCCAGGGUAGGCUGCAAUUUUAAGAUACUGAGUUCCUUUGGCUCCCUAUUGAAUUAGUCAAAAGCAAACAAUAGCUAGGUAUGUCUAGGAGUCAUAGUUUUUGUUACACAGAACUGGCUUUGGACCACCCAUUUCAGAAUGAAGGCAAGGCAAGUCACAACGUUGUACAAUUGUGAUUCUUUAGAAAUGUUUGUUUAGUAGUUAAGUUAGUUCUUACACCAUCGACAUGAAGACCCUAAAUAUAGCCCAGCCUAUAUGACCAAAAAGAAUAUAGCCCAGCUUUUCGUUGAAUCAAGUCUUUUUGCUCA